UGACAUAGCUGGAUCGGCGGUGUCGCACUCCGCCGGGAUGCGGAGACCUGCGUGCACUGGCACCACGAAUGCACACGAACAUCAUUCCACAGUCCACUGCACCGAGAUCCACUACUUGGGUCCCGGUCUAAUCUGGUUGGGUACACAACAGAAGUGGUGGUGCUGGUAACUAGCAACAAUCUAGCGCUGAUUGUGCACCGAAGUUGUAAAUCCUGUUGCAAGAACCGUUACUUGUCGAGUUUGCUGGAGUGACGUGAGCAACAACUUUUGUCUUCCAAGUUGUGUCGAGUUUUGUACUAGAAUGACAAGCCUGCACAGAUGAGUCCAGUGUCAGGGUGGAAGAGCGAGACGAAGAUAAGGUGCCUGCGCUGUUGUUAGACCGAGCGAUUAAACAUGCACACGUGGUAACGAUCACAAGUUGGGCGUGUGUAGCGUGGAUUAAGAACAGUUGGGGCAGACGCGCAUCACAACUUAUCAAAAUACGAAGCAUUAUUCUCGUGCCUACCUGGAGAAACUCUGUAGAGGGUUCGAGCAGUGUUAGAGAACAAAAACCCCUCUCUCCCCGCCCCGCUCAGCCCUUGACGUGAUUUUCCUUUUACCGCUUUGGUUGGAGAUGGAUAGCGCACGUAGUCCACUGUCUAGUUGUAAAGCUGCAGGGUUUGAGUUUUUUGUGUAGAUAAAAGGUCGGGAAGGUUACUUUUGCGAAGCAAGGUUGUGAAAUCAUCCCGAAUUGGUAAUGCUUAGAAGACUUCCAUGAGUCGGCUGCAGUCUCAGUCCGUCAUUCGCGUCACCGGGAUCGGACGAGGGAAUCAAGCUACCUCUCUCCGUCAAUUGAGGCACUGUCCUUGUCGCCAUCGAUAAUUCACAAGGCACGAGACGGUGUAGUAAUGUGUGGAUGCUCAAGACAUGCUUUCUGAAUAUGUGGCUGGUACUGGAGAGUCUGGCAGCUAUGAGACAGAAGCCGUCGGAUAUGAUCGAACCCUCACAUUAUAUCGUAAGGGACAGAAUUCUGCGCUACGAGGAACGCUUCGCGUAGUUGCUCACCGGGUCGCUUCUUCACCACGUUUAUUGCGUGACGUGUUGGGAUAAACACAAUCAUCUUGUGGUAUGCAGAGAGACGUCAUUCCGUUCCCUUGGUGUUGUUUAGUUCGUGCACAGUGAGUGGCAUUGCUUGGAGCAGUCUGCUGAUGCAUGGAGCUCUGAUCCUGCGGUGGAAUACAUGGUAACUGAUGGGAUACUUCUGCGUCUGCUUCAAUUAAGUAGUCGAAUUGUAUUGCCGGCGAUAUCUCUCCUGAUGCAGGUGAUUUAGCACAGAAACUGACUUGUAAAUUAGGUUUUCUGGCGCGUUGAGGAUGUUUUGUAGGAAGGUUUGGUUUGUGGAAGCUUAGAUAGGUCGUCUUAGUUAAGAGAGAGAGAGAGAGAGAGAGAGAGUUAGGGAAAGGGAUUGACUUAGUUGCAGGAAGUGAAUUGGGUCUAGAAUUGAUGGCCGGUCCCGGCGAUGAUUUCGAUAUCUUGCUUAAAAUUCCCGUGGUGGGAAAUUCUGGCGUUGGUAAGAGUAGUCUUCUUCUCCGGUUUGCUGCUGGAAAAUUCGACGAACUGUGGCCAACAAUUGGAGUGGAUUUCAAGGUGAAGAUGAUGAACUUGCAAGGAAAGCGUCUGAAAUUAACCAUCUGGGAUACCGCAGGACAAGAGAGGUUCAGGACAUUGACGAGCACGUACUACAGAGGCGCGCAGGGCAUUAUCUUAGUGUACGAUGUCACGAGGCGGGCCACGUUCACAGAUUUGACAAAUGUGUGGUUGAAGGAGGUUGAGCGAUUCUCUACCAACAAGGAUUGCAUCAAGAUGCUGAUUGGCAACAAAGUGGAUCUGGAGGAGAGCGAACGCAUGGUGACGAAGAAAGAAGCGAUUGCGUUUGCGAAGCAGCACGGGUGCUUGUUUCUGGAGGCGAGUGCCAAGACGAGCAUCAACGUGCAACGCUGCUUCAAUGAGCUCGUGCUCAAGAUUUUGGAUACUCCCAAUUUGACAGCCGACUCAGUGCAAUUGAAGCCAAACCUCUUCAAACCCAAUCCGAAGUGGGAUCGAGGGUCUCUCACACCCGGCGGCGUGUGCAGCUGUUAAUUCUAGGGCUGGGAGUCCUCACAACUUUUAAGCUUCUCUUGAUUCUUCCAAUUAUGCCAUUGCUUGAUUCUUUCAAAUGUAGAUGCCCAUCUCUUCGAUCUCAGCUUAGCGAAGGAGCUUCUUAGUGAUUCAAUAGUCAAACUAACAACUAAAUGGAAUUGAAGAUUGCGGGCCCUGUAAAUGGAGCUGUAGCUGAGGGCUGGAGCCGCCCAGAUUGUACCAUGUUAAAGCGAGUACAUGGCGUGCUUUCCCAGCGAUGUAGCCUAGUUGCAUAGACCUCUACACUGGUGUAUCCCUUGGACCAAGUAUUCAUUAUCAGUUAUCGUCAAUGUGGACGACAGCCACAACCGAGAUGACCAAUCUCUGGGACCAGUGAAUGUGCGUUGCCUUGGAAGUUUUUUUUUAGCUUUUAAAUCUGGUUGUAAUGCGCAUCGCGUUGUUCCAGUUUGCUAAGACUCCAUGCUUAUUUAGAUAUCUCAGUUGUUUCCUUACGCAAUUGUCGAGUUACAAUGCGAGGAUCUUGUACAGGGAAGGCAGGACUACUUUCGGCUUUAUAGCACUGCCAUGGAGCUGCGUUGCACCGCAUCUGUGGCCCUUAUUUCACUGGUGUAUUGAAGGUUGAUUGACUUA
Physcomitrium patens is the source of this 2748-nucleotide messenger RNA. RefSeq names its product ras-related protein RABC1. Lineage: Eukaryota; Viridiplantae; Streptophyta; Bryopsida; Funariales; Funariaceae. Gene Ontology annotation, molecular function: GTPase activity; GTP binding. The record is from RefSeq and is a predicted model, not a curated record.